Fulvia fulva is the source of this 1113-nucleotide messenger RNA. RefSeq lists its product as uncharacterized. The transcript has 4 exons. The coding region runs from base 1 to 1113 and encodes 370 amino acids. Gene Ontology annotation, biological process: lipid metabolic process. Lineage: Eukaryota; Fungi; Ascomycota; Dothideomycetes; Mycosphaerellales; Mycosphaerellaceae. The record is from RefSeq and is a predicted model, not a curated record. Gene Ontology annotation, molecular function: phosphoric diester hydrolase activity.
AUGCCUUCCUCGCUCUGGACAUCUUGCUUCGUCGCUACAGCUCUUCUGACCCCUUCGAUCUCAGCAUACCAAACUCUUGCGCAUCGUGGCCUGUUCCACGACGUGACUGAUGGCUCCAACAUCGCCGAGAACACCGUCUCAGCCCUCCAGCGCGCAGCAGACUUCGGUCUGCCAGGCGUUGAGUUCGACGUUCGUCCCUCUAAGGAUGGAGUUCUGUGGGUCACUCACGACAUGAUCUCAAAUCGUGCUACAAUCCAGGAUAAUGCAAAGGGUUUGAUGAACCCGAUCGAUGUGGCUCUGAAGUCUCAGCCAGCACCAAAACCAAUCUUCAUCAACCAACACUUCGCAGACUUCUGGAACCUGGUUCCUCUCAAGGUGUACGGCCGUCAAGGCAAGAUCAUCAAGCCUGAUGGCGCUCAGAAGAUGGAGUUCUUGGAAGCAAUGCUGGGCCAUCUGAAGAACCUGGAUAAGCCAAAUUUCAUGCUCAUACUUGACAUCCAGGACCCAGGUACCUUCAAAACGGCGGCCGGUCUAGUCAAGAAGACCGGAACUUCAAAGCAGGUGUAUCUCAAAUUCUUCGCCAAGAAGGCCAUCGACUCAACCAAUCACAAGCUCAACCAGAAGGAUCACAAGGCCACAUGCCUGCAGUACGCCAAGGACAACGGCUUCGACGGUCUCCAGGUCAUCCCUCAGAUCAACGACGGCGAGCUCACGAUCGUGAACAACAAAGCCUACCUCGAUGUUUUCCAGUAUCGCUUCUUGGUCACUGAGUACUUGUCUUGCUGGUUCGAUGCUCAACGGGCUUUCAACACCGGGGCCGCCAUUGUGCCAAUCGUCAGCGCCAGCGUACCCUUCCAGAACAACCCUGCUCACCAAGCCGGUCAAGACGCCCUCUUGUGGGCAUCUGAUGCUCGUGGAACCUGUCAGCUCUACUCCUGGGAUUCGACCAACGUAGCUGCUCGCUUGUUCAACACAGAUGCUCAGCAAGACAAAGAGCAGUUUGCGAGGGCGUUCAUCCGAAGCGAAGACUACAUCGUGAUCGAUGUGAUGGGAGACGUCAAGACACACACGUACAGUGGUGACUUCACUUUCUUCAAGAACAAUCUGUGCUAG